This is a messenger RNA of Mauremys reevesii (Reeves's turtle), 4857 nucleotides long. It is a transcript of the gene TBC1D20, whose product is annotated as TBC1 domain family member 20. The transcript has 8 exons. Gene Ontology annotation, biological process: positive regulation of GTPase activity; endoplasmic reticulum to Golgi vesicle-mediated transport. NCBI's taxonomy places the organism in Eukaryota, Metazoa, Chordata, Testudines, Geoemydidae. Gene Ontology annotation, cellular component: endoplasmic reticulum membrane. The record is from RefSeq and is a predicted model, not a curated record. The coding region runs from base 475 to 1527 and encodes 350 amino acids. Gene Ontology annotation, molecular function: GTPase activator activity.
ACUCUAGCUCCCGCACAAACGAGCUUUCCUACCCCCGGGGCCGACGGUUCGGCGGCUUGUUCCCCGUUUCGGGGGGUCUGUAGCGGGCCUGGCCCCGGCCCUCCCCGUUGCCCCGCCGGGACCGGGCAGCGACCGCCGCCUCUCACCCGCCGCGCUGGGCCGCAGCGGCGGUUCUCCCCGUGGCUCGUUCGAACAGCAGCAGCACCACCGGCCGCUUCUGCCCUGGCGGGGCCCCGUGCUGGGCGGCCUGGCCGGGCCAUGGCGCAGUGACAAGCCAGCCGCCUUCCCAGCAGCGGCCCCUUGGCAGUAACCCCGAGGGCCGCUAGUAACCGGGGAAGGGAUUUGUUAGUUGUUUACCCCCUCGAAUGCUUCUGUCGGGAGGGGCUUUAGUAUAAUUCUAAGAAGAAAAGGAAAGUAGCUGAGAUUUAUCAGGCCCUGAACAGUGAUCCCAUUGAUGUGGCUGCACUCAGACGAAUGGCGAUCAGUGAAGGGGGUCUCCUGACAGAUGAGAUUCGUUGCAAAGUAUGGCCAAAGCUUCUCAAUGUGAAGACGGAUGAUCUGCCUCCUGCUCCAGGACAGGAGCUGCGGGAGGACAAUGAAGACUACCAGCAGGUGUUACUGGAUGUGAGGCGAUCCCUGCGCCGCUUCCCACCCGGGAUGCCAGAUGAGCAGAGGGAAGGGCUCCAGGAAGAACUGAUUGACAUCAUCCUGCAGGUUUUACAGCGCAACCCCCAGCUGCACUACUACCAGGGCUACCAUGACAUUGUGGUCACUUUUCUGCUGGUCGUGGGGGAGAGACUGGCGACUGCUCUUGUGGAAAAGCUUUCGACCCACCACCUCAGGGAUUUUAUGGACCCAACAAUGGACAACACCAAGCACAUUUUAAAUUACCUGAUGCCCAUUAUAGACCAGGUGAACCCUGAACUCCAUGACUUCAUGCAAAGUGCUGAAGUGGGGACCAUCUUUGCACUCAGUUGGCUGAUCACCUGGUUUGGGCAUGUCCUGGCUGACUUCCGACAUGUGGUGCGAUUGUAUGACUUCUUCCUGGCAUGUCACCCACUGAUGCCCAUUUACUUUGCUGCUGUGAUCGUGUUGUAUCGGGAGCAGGAGGUUCUGGACUGUGAAUGCGACAUGGCCUCUGUCCACCAUCUCUUGUCCCAGAUCCCACAGGACCUUCCCUAUGAGACCCUGAUUAGCAGAGCUGGGGAUCUCUUCGUCCAGUUUCCUCCGUCGGAGCUUGCCAGGAAGGCAGCACAGCAGCGUGCUGAGAGGACCGCUGCUUCCACCUUUAAAGACUUUGAGUUGGCUUCAGCCCAGCAGAGACCAGACACUGUGCUGCGACAGCGCUUCAGGGACCGGCUCCGAGUGGAGGAACGGACAAAAUCCAUCUUGACAAAACCAAGGACCAAUCGCUUUGUCAAGCUGGCAGUGAUGGGGCUGACGGUGGCACUGGGGGCAGCUGCUCUUGCCGUGGUGAAGAGUGCCCUAGAAUGGGCACCCAAGUUCGAACUGCAGAUUUUCCCCUGAUGGAGGGAGAAUGGUGCCCUGCCACUUUAAAGAUCACGUUCUGCCAUGGCAGGAGAGGCCGGUGUUUCCUUUAUUGAAAGGACUUGUCUAAAAAUGCCUGGCGUAGAGAGUUUUCUAGUCCUACUGCUCUCCAUAACACGACCUGCCUUUGUCUCCGAGGUGGAGGGGGACUGGCCCAGCAGCAGUGCUCACCAUGUGAGGAUGCUCACCUUGUUCUUGUCUCCCUGAGCAGCAAGGAAACUCCUUCUCUCUUACUCUGAGGAAUUAGAAGUGAACACUUCCUGAGCUGGCAGUGCCUGGAACAGCCUGGCGGGUCAGGUUUCACACACACUGGCUGGACACCUGCAGAGCUCUGUGUGUGUCGAUCUCUUGAAGCACUCUGACGUUCUCUCCCCAGAGUGUAAUGGGAGAGGAAAUGACUAAAUAUUUUCAGGUAGAUGAGCGGUCACAUCUGCACAUCAGUGGGUUGCGGGGGAGGUUAGACUCCUGGUGAAUGGUGUAAGUAGCUUUCUGGUUCCCAUAGCAUCCCUUUCUGCCCUCCCCCAGAGCACUCCGCUUUCUGCAGAGUCAGGGUCUUACCAACACUCUGAUCUUUUUCUUGCUCUGCAGACAAUGUUUUAGUAGAGCAGAGCCCUCUUUGCAAAUUCCUCUCAUGGGAAUAGACCCCCUAGACUAACACUAGGGUUCAAGGUUGUCACCACUGUAUAACUGCAUGAGUUAAGUUAGUGUCCUAAUCUCCCCAGUCUGGUAUGUUUACAGGAGGGAACAUCCAUGGGCUUUUCUGGUCUGCUGGAGAGAGGUCAGCUCUCAGCCAGCCACACCAACUGGACUGGUAAGCUAGUCGGUUCUUUCAGUUCAGCAAGAUAAGACAGGGCUGAGUGUGAAUUAUUUGUCCCAGGUGUGAACAGUUACUUGCCAGGCCAAACCAGCUCCUGUUACUACACCUAGAGAAGCCAUUUCAAUUGCUAACUUUUAAACACAGCCUUUAAAAUAAAAAAAAAAAUCUUUCCACCAUGCAAAAUAGCUUGUGGCAGGACAGAAGCCAUUGCCACUGGAAGACCCUUUAAAAUGUCUCUCCAACUAACCAUUCAGACUUUCACAUCAACCCUUAAAAUGCUGCAGGUGAGUGACUUUUCCAGAAAUGUGACUCCAGGUGCCUAGAGCCCAGCCACUCACCAGAUCUGCCGCCAGCUUCUCCUCCUCCCAGCCCAAAAACCUCCAAGCACCUAGUACUGUCUAACUUAAACUAAGCCAAUAGACACUACACAUCUCUACCUCCUCCUCACUGCUGCUAACCCCUUCCACAAGUGCCCUUACCCUGCCCCACUGCUUCCCAGGUGACUGACUGUCCCCUGCUGCAUCCCACCCAAUGCCAUCUGGCCCCGUUUCCAGCAGUUACACACCUAGAAAUUAGGUGUUGGUUGAACAGUUAAGGAAAUAUGAAUAUACUAGAAGCUUUGUGCCCUGCAGUAAUCUAGAGCCUUUUAUUCAUUCUUAAUACAGUCCAUUUUAUAUCUGAGUUACUCUGACUGUGCUGUCAGUCCUGAAGGCACCGUGCCAUUAAGAACUGCAGCGUAAGGAAGUAACAGUGCCUAGACAACAUAGCAGGGUUCACCUAUAUACAAGCAUAACUUUCUUGGAUGGGAGCAGGGCUCCGAGCAAACAAAUGGCCCUUUGCUUCUAGAGUGGCUGAUGUCUGUGGUAUGUUUUGAUUCAACAAACAAAAACAAAACAGGAAGGAGGAAAUUUGCACCAUUCCCUUUUCUGUUGCUGGCCCCUCUUUGUGGGCACCUUGCUUUCUAGUGACAUCUGGCUAGUCACUGAUCAGGUUGUUUCCACUCAAGCAAUCACUCUUCCCCUUGGCCAGCCUGUCCUCUAACAUGCUAAAAGGUAUUGUCAAUUUGUAGCUGCAUGGGAGUGGGCUGCCCAACCAAUGGGAAGUUGCUGGUGGCAUCCUCUGCGGCGCAAUAAAUGGAGUUGAAGAGCUGUUAAAUGAAGCACUUUAUUUCAAACAAACAAACCACUGCUAGAAGAGGAGGGCACUCACCCCGGGGUUAUUUGCUCACAUGGUUUACCUUCCUUGCCUAAAUACAAACCCAGGACCCUGGUUCCCUCGGGCACCUUGGAUGCUUGCAGUUGAUCUCAUUGAGACAGAAGAUACUUUCCUAUAUAGCUACCAAGAGGGAUGAGCCUUUCUGCAGUGUUUGGCCCUUGUUUAACUUGGUGUGGUUUGUGAUAGGCCCAGGCAGGGAAUUAAGAAGAGAGGGAGUGUGGGGGAGGAUUUUUCCAAAGCACUUAGAUGAGUUGGAAGUACAAGUCCCAUUCAGUGGGGUUUAUGCUCCUAAUUCAGGGGCUUCUGCAACUCCUGCCUGACCUCUACAAUUAAAAUUCAGUGGGGGGUUGUGGCCUUUUCUGUUGUGUAAAGGUAGCUGGAAAGGAGUUCCCACCCCCAUCUGAAAAUCUGCUGUUUUUUUUUCUUUUUUAAGCAUUAGAAAUUCAGGUCUUGUCUCACCUGCUUUGCUUAUCAGAUGCUGGGCAACUAGAGAGCUGGUAGGAUUGAUAUCACAAGUGUCGAGGAGCAAAUACUGAGCUGUUGAGAGGUAUAGUCGGCCUUUAAGAUUGUUUUUCCUGUUAACAGCUCUAGCUCCAACACCAGAUGCAGUUGGCAGGAAAGAUGUUUGUUAAAGAUUGAAACCCUCUGUCCAUGCUUCAGUUACAGGCUGCCAGUGCCUGUUCCAGCUCUCUGGUCCUCCACCACACACAGGGAAGAGGAGACUUGAUGUUACUGACUCCUGAGGGAAAAACAGAAACAUCCCUGCCUGCCUUCCGUAUCCCUAGUAAAGCGACAGAAGGUGCCAUUGCAGGGACCUGUUGUGGCGCUGAGUGUUGUGUGUAAUGUGUGAUUUCCCCUUGCAUGUACAGAUCAAAAGGCCUAGCAGGUAGCCUGGAGCUGCUGCUGGAAACCAGCACAGCUUGGGGAUCCAGUCAGAGACUUCCCACACCUAAGUGUGAACCCCUGCCUUACACGCUCAGAGCAGUUUCCAGCCCAUGUGUAAACUCAUUCCCGCCUGGAGGGGUUACUGCACCUUCAGUACCCUGCUGUGGCUGAGGGUCCCUGGAGACUGGCAGUAGGUGCGCUUGGCCUGCACUCAGGCUCUCCAGGAACGCAACAGUUUCAUUCUCUUUUCACACCUUCACGGAGGAGGCCAGGAUGGCCCCUGCUGAAAGACACUGUUCUCUUCAGGUGGUUUAGUCUGUAUAAGGACUUGUAUACACGUGUAAAUGCUGUUUUGUACAGAACUGUGUAAAAUAAACAGCAAUACCCGGUUA